AUGGCACCUAAAUUAUAUGCUAUUGCUGCAAGUCCACCUGUAAGGGCCGUUCAGGCUUGUGCAAAGGCCAUAAACCUGGAAUUGGAAGUAAUCAACGUUAAUUUGCUGGCUGGAGAACAUUUAAAACCGGAGUAUUUGAAGAUUAAUCCUCAACAUAUUGUACCAACAAUAGAUGAUGAUGGAUUCAUUUUAUGGGAUAGCCAUGUUAUUAUGCAAUAUAUUGUGGAAAAAUACUCAAAAGAUGACGCCUUGUAUCCAAAAGAUAUCAAAGCCAGGGCCCUAGUAAACCAACGUCUCUUUUUUGAUGCUGGAAUUUUAUUCCCACGGAUGUUGGUUAUCACGAGAUCCAUCAUUUUUGACGGUGCUAAAGUCAUUCCAGAGGAAAAAAGAGAAAAGGUUUUAGAAGCAUAUGGUUUCGCAGAAAAAUAUUUGGAAAGCAGCAAAUAUAUGGCCGGAGAAACUGUUACAAUUGCAGAUAUUAGCUUGGUAACCACUUUAACAUCUUGUAAUGUUGUGGUGCCGAUAGAUUCUGAAAAAUAUCCAAAAAUUACAGCUUGGAUUAAAACAAUGGAGCAAUUACCGUAUUACGAUGCCAAUAAAGUUGGAUUGGACAUGUUGGAUGAAUUGAUAAAAUCAAAAUUGAAGGGCUAAUUGUUUCCUUAGUUUUAUAUAAAAAUAUAAUUGCGUAUUUCUAAAUUUAACUAUUUUAUUAAGCAGUGAAAGUUCGAUGUAAUUGAAGGAAUUUAAAAAUCAUAAUAAAUACUUCUACUUUCUAAAUGUAUAUUGAAACGAAA
This is a messenger RNA of Aethina tumida (small hive beetle), 794 nucleotides long. Its product is annotated as glutathione S-transferase 1. Bases 1 to 651 code for a protein of 216 amino acids. The record is from RefSeq and is a predicted model, not a curated record. NCBI's taxonomy places the organism in Eukaryota, Metazoa, Arthropoda, Insecta, Coleoptera, Nitidulidae. Gene Ontology annotation, molecular function: glutathione transferase activity. Gene Ontology annotation, biological process: glutathione metabolic process. The transcript has 3 exons.